GUCGAAGCAUCAACAGCUCAGACGGUGACUUGGAUAAUUCAGUAGACAGAAAGCGUUUCAAGCGACGUUUUUGUGUUUUAAAAAAACAGGAGUCUAGAUUUGUAGAUUGAGUAGACAUGUCUCUGUUUGGGAAACUGUUCGGGAGCGGGGAGAAAGGGGGGAAAGGUCCGAGUCCUCAAGAAGCGAUACAGAAACUGCGCGAGACGGAGGAGAUGUUGAUGAAGAAGCAGGAAUAUUUAGAAAAGAAAAUCGACGCCGAGCUGCUCACUGCUAAGAAAAACGGAACCAAGAAUAAACGAGCUGCCCUGCAGGCCCUGAAGAGAAAGAAGCGUUAUGAAAAGCAGCUGACUCAGAUCGAUGGCACCCUGUCCACCAUCGAAUAUCAACGAGAAGCUUUGGAGAAUGCCAAUACCAACACAGAGGUGCUCAAGAACAUGGGCUUCGCAGCCAAGGCGAUGAAGAAUGCUCAUCAGAACAUGGAUAUCGAUAAAGUGGAUGAGCUGAUGCAGGACAUCACAGAGCAGCAGGAGCUUGCACAGGAAAUCUCAGAAGCUAUUUCAAAGCCUGUUGGAUUUGAAGAGGAAUUUGACGAGGACGAUCUGCUGGCUGAGCUGGAGGAGUUGGAACAGGAGGAGCUGGACAACAACCUGCUGGAAGUCAGUGGCCCAGAGAGUGCCCCACUGCCCAGUGUGCCUUCAAACCCAUUACCUUCCAAACCAGUCAAGAAGAGGCAGGAAGAGGACGAGGAAGAUAUGGAGGAGCUGAAGGCAUGGGCAAUGUGAACCCAGCCUGAUCUGUCGGACUGUUUCAUCACUUGCUUUGGUGGACUGAUGUUCGGAGUCGAACACGUUACCUUUGUGAAUCCAACUGUUUAGCGAUCUGUAGCUCUUACUACUGGCUCACUCGAAUCCAGUAACACAGGAGUCACCUGUGCCAAAGGAUGUAAGAGAGGCUAUGAAAGCAAAAGUAAACUAAAACAAUCAUAUUGCGGUUUAUUUGUGAAUCUAUCUGGCUGUGUUUCUUUGAAAACAAUUGUUUAUUGUUUAUUAUUUUUUGCCUACAUAUUGUGUUACUUAUUUCCACCUUAAAAUUGGAGUGUAUUCGUUGAACCCGUUUAAAGUGCUUUGAGGAGCUUAAGGUGAGGAAGCCCAUUAAAAUAUCUACCUCUUGUUGGUGUAAUAAUUACAGCAUUGAGUCCGUGUUAUACUCACAUGAAAAGAUCCAGUAAUUUGGAAGUCUGAUGGAAAGCUGCUGUCAUGUUCAGGCUGCAUUUCCACUGACUGAUAUAAUACAGGGAGUGGAUUGUGGGAUAAUAUAGAGAGUAGAUUGUGGGCUGUAGUUUCCUAUCUUUCCUUUGUUUUAUUAAUGUUAAUCUAAUGUUCAGGAUUAUUUUAAUAUUUUACACUCCAUUAAUUAUAUGACAUUGCAUAGCAAUAUAGAUAAAAUGGGUUUCUGUGCAAAAAUAAGAGUCAUAUUACAUGAUCAUCCAAUAUUAAUUAAAUAAACAGACUGGAAUACAUCAUAUAAGGGUCAUGACAAUUAAUAAACUUGCAUAUACAAACUAAGGUGGCUCAGUGGGUGGCACUUUCGUCUCGCAGCAAGCAGGUCCUGGGUUCGAUUUCCAGGUGGAGCGGUCUUGGUCCUUUCUGUUUGGAGUUUGCAUGUUCUCUACGUGUCUGUGUGGGUUUCCUCCCACAGUCUAAAUACAUGCAGUCAGGUUAAUUGGAGACACAGAAUUGCCCUUGGUAUGAGAGUGUGUCUAAAUGUGUUUGCUCUGUGAUGGACUGGAGACCGGUCCGGGGUGUUUCCUACCUCUCACCCAAUAAAUUGGACCCACCACGACCAACAGACAAUAAAUACAUUAAUGAACAUAUACAUACUAGUGACACAAGAGCUAUUUAGUGAACUUCAUGUCUUUUAACGGGGGCAUUGUUAUGCUGAAGGAUAACACUAUUAUAAUAGAAAUGUUUGUGGCUUAGUGGGUAGCACUGUCGCCUCACAGCAAGAAGGUCCUGGGUUCGAUCCCCAGGUGGGGCGGUCCGGGUCCUUUCUGUGUGGAGUUUGCAUGUUCUCCCCGUGUCUGCGUGGGUUUUCUCCGGGAGCUCCGGUUUCCUCCCACAGUUUAAAAACAUGCAGUCAGGUUAAUUGGAGACACUGAAAUGCCCUAUAAAUGAAUGGGUGUGUGUAUGUGUGUCUGCCCUGCGACGGACUGGCAACCUGGGUGAACUAGGGUGUUUCCUACCUUUCGCCCAGUAAAUUGGACCCACCAUGACCAACAGACAAAUUAAUGAACAUGUACAAACUAGAGACAAGAGAGCUUUAACGGGGGCACUGUUAUGCUGAAGAAUAACACUACUAUUAUAAUAGAAAUGUUUGACUCCAUUGAUCAGGUGAUCAGCAUCUAUCAAAGCAAUUGGACCCUCUCACUGUAGGGUUAAGCUUUUAGGACUCUGUUUUUCUCUUGGUGUGUUCUUAGCCACACUGAAACAAAGUGAUUUUCAAUUGGAUCUGAUCAGUAUCAGUUGGUUGCUUUUUUGUAGUAUGCAGUAAACCAUUCUGGGAGUGUCUAUUGAACCAAAGUUAUAUUAAGUACUAUAUAAAAUUCAUAAUUGGCUUAAGUAUCAGUUAAGUGUUUGUUGUCAUGUAUGUGGUAUUGAAUCAUUAAAUGCAGUUACUUGUACUACAAUACAUUUUUUAAUUUUUUGCCCAGGACACCGGUUAUACUUUUUGCUACAUAUGCUUCAGUCUGAAAAAAAUAGACAAUUAUAAGGGUUCAGAAUUGGAGGCUAAUGAUGAAGCUGUUUUCAUUUUUCCAUUUUAAAUAUCCCCAUGAAUACACAGACUUGUGUGUUUUGUAUAAAAUCAGGAUGUAACACAAGGUAUGGCAUGUGUACAUUUGUAUGUUUUGGAUUAUUAUGAGACCAUUAUUUAGAACAUAAUUAAACAUUUGAAUUCUU
This is a messenger RNA of Trichomycterus rosablanca, 2957 nucleotides long. Its product is annotated as charged multivesicular body protein 4c. The transcript is spliced from 5 exons. Gene Ontology annotation, biological process: late endosome to vacuole transport via multivesicular body sorting pathway; vesicle budding from membrane. The coding region runs from base 117 to 782 and encodes 221 amino acids. The record is from RefSeq and is a predicted model, not a curated record. Gene Ontology annotation, cellular component: cytoplasmic side of plasma membrane; ESCRT III complex; multivesicular body. NCBI's taxonomy places the organism in Eukaryota, Metazoa, Chordata, Actinopteri, Siluriformes, Trichomycteridae.